UCCCAGUUUCUUGCUCAUAUGAUCAACCAAGAAAAAAUAAAAACAAAAACAAAAAUAGAAAAAUAAUACUGUACUCUUCAUUAUACUUUGAUGCAAGCUUUCUCCAGGCAAGUGAUGUGAGAAAACCACAAGAAAGGGUUUGACCAGAGAGAGAUUGAUUUGUUUCUUGGAGUGUUGAGAUUAGCAAAGUGGUUCUUAAGAAAAGGAGAGUAUUAGUACAAGUGAGGUGAGAAUUGAAGAGAAAUGGAAGGAGAGUUGAAGGAGGAAAGCUUGCCACCAGGUUUCAGGUUUCAUCCCACAGAUGAAGAGCUUAUAACUUUUUAUCUUGUGAAUAAGAUCUCAGAUGCUGGGUUCACUGCUAGGGCUAUUGGGGAUGUUGAUCUAAACAAGUGUGAGCCAUGGGAUCUUCCAGGGAAAGCUAAGAUGGGAGAAAAGGAAUGGUAUUUCUUCAGCCUCCGGGACCGGAAAUACCCAACCGGAGUGAGAACUAACCGGGCAACGAACACCGGAUAUUGGAAAACAACCGGCAAAGACAAAGAGAUCUUCAACAGCUCAACCUCGGAGUUGGUUGGCAUGAAAAAAACGUUGGUGUUUUACCGAGGAAGAGCUCCUAGAGGAGAGAAAACCAACUGGGUCAUGCAUGAAUAUCGGAUCCACUCUAAAUCCUCUUAUAGAACAAACAAGCAAGAUGAAUGGGUGGUCUGCCGUGUUUUCCAGAAGAGCGCCGGAGCCAAGAAGUAUCCCUCCAACCACUCAAGGGCGGUGAAUCCCUACACGCUCGAGAUCGGGCCGAGCAUGAUGUCAUCGCAGAUGAUCCCGCCCGACCACGGCUUCCACUUCGCCAUGGCCGCGCCGCCGGGAAGAAACCCCGCCGCCGCCGCCUACAUAACCCCGGCGGAAAUGCAAGAAUUCAACAGGGUUUUCCGCGGCGGCGCCGGCGCAACCUCCGCCGCCAUCAACUUCCCCAUCCACCAACCCCACCAGAUGAACUACCCAAUGGGGCCCCCCGGAGCCGCCGGCGCCGGAACAGGCUGCUUCACUAUCUCCGGCUUGAACCUAAACCUCGGCGGCUCUGGCGGCUCGGCUUCGUCUCAAGCCGUUCUCCGACCAAUGCCGCCGCCGCCUACGCCGCCGACCGCGAUGGCUCAGGCGGAUGUGCUGACCAGCUGUGAAGCCGCCGGGUACGUGGCGGGUGACAUGGGCAAUCCGGCUAAUAGGUAUAUGGGGAUGGAUCAGUGUGCUGAUUUGGAUAACUAUUGGCCCACAUAUUGAUCAUAUGAUCAUCAAACAUAAGACAAAUCAAAAACUCUGCAAGUGUAUUCAAAUAUAAUUAAUGUAGGACAGUAAGAACAUAUAGUAUUAGGCGCGCUACUACUGCUACUACUGGAUAGUGUUUUCAGUUCGUUGUACGUGCAGUGUUAAACAAUCAAGUUGUUAGGAUUAUGGGCUUUAAUUUGUGGGAGAUGACUUAAUAAGUAUACAAAGAGUAGCAUAAAUUUGCUUGUUUAUUGCCAUCA
Messenger RNA from Ipomoea triloba (trilobed morning glory), 1517 nucleotides. RefSeq names its product NAC domain-containing protein 92. The transcript has 4 exons. Gene Ontology annotation, biological process: regulation of DNA-templated transcription. NCBI's taxonomy places the organism in Eukaryota, Viridiplantae, Streptophyta, Magnoliopsida, Solanales, Convolvulaceae. The coding region runs from base 244 to 1272 and encodes 342 amino acids. Gene Ontology annotation, molecular function: DNA binding. The record is from RefSeq and is a predicted model, not a curated record.